ACUGGGCUGUGUUCCCAACUCACUGAGGUGGGUCUGGGCCUCUGCUUAGACCUUGCUCGCUUCUGAAUGGUGGAGGAGAAAGUCCAGUUGCUGACACACAGACUUUCCAGGGGCCUCGGCCUCCAAAGUCACAGACCGUCCCUGACUUCACCACUGAUCAAAUCCGAAGGGACGCUGGGCACCCUGAAUCACCAUGGGCAACGAGAACAGCACCUCGGGCAACCAGCAAGAGGACUCCGGCUUGAAUAACGUCAUCCUUUGGCCUCCAAACCCUGAACCUCUGCAGAGGACUUCUUUGGCUCGGAGUCCAGGAUCCGUGGAACGGCCUGGGAAUGGUCAGAGUGCAGAAACGAAGCCGGAGGAGAAGUCCAGAAGCAAUGACCGCAGAGAUCUGCCCAGCGUCGGGCAUGGAGGUUCCUGCUCCACUUCUGAAGGUGCUUCCAGCCGGUAUCCCUGCAUCAUGUCCCCAGAGGUGACUGAGCCGAGGAAGCACCCACGGGAAGCCACGGGCCAAGAAGAUUCUCCACUGCCCAGCCCGCCGGAGCCCUGGGAGCAGGGGAGUCCCUUGGCCUCCGUGCCCUUUGCUGAGGGCACCCCGGAAGGUUGCUUGGCAAGCCCAGCAGCGGAACCUGAAGAUUGUCCCCUGGCUCAACACCCCCAGAGGGAACCUUCUCCAAAUGCCCCAGGAUACGCCCCAGCAGCCUUUGUCCCUGGGAUGGACAGCUCUACUCAGCGCAGGGUGGUUGCAAUCGCCCCCAGCGCCGGAAGAGAGAGAGGACCGAAGGAAGAGGAGGGGCAGAAACUGUCUUCCUCCAGUUCCAUUGGCCAGGUGCCGGGAAUUUCAGCAGCUGCUCCUCGAGAGCCGAUGACGGUGCAGCUGUGUGGAGAGGAUGGCCGGACUGGUGGUUUUGAGUCCCAAGGGAAAGAGGCUGCAGGUGGCUUUCCCCUGCCAGAGUCUGCGCGGGGAGCCCCCAUGGCCCCUGCUGCAGCCCGACCAGGCCAAGAGAGCUCAGCCGGCCCGGAAGAGUCCCCCCCAGAACCCGAGAACCCGACCCCGCAAGAUCCAGCCCCUAAAUGCCAAGUGGAGGGGCCGCCUCAGGACUUCACCGAUGACUCGGGGGCGCUCAGGGCCUGCCCUCCCAGCGGGAGUGCUCCAGGGGCGACCCAAGGAGCAGAAGCGAAGGUCGCUGCCCGGGAAAGCUGCCCGCGGCAAGUGGGAGCGCAUCCGCCGCCCACAGAGCUGCCCUGGGAGUCACUGGGUCCUGCCCUGGCACCGGGGGCCAGGGACUCUUGGGAGGAGACUCUGGUUGCCCCUGAUGCUCGGGGUCACUCGCAGACAGGGAGGCAAGGAGCUGAGCCCCGUCAGGCCGUCUGUGUGACGGCAGGUGACCAGCCCGAGGGGGGCCUGCUUGUGAGCCCCGAGCCCGCCCCACACGCGGCGACUGAGGAAACGGACCCAGCUUCAAGCCUCACUUCACAGCCAGCUGCUCGGGCCUCUGCUGCUGCAGAACAGCCCAGAGAGAUGAUUUCCGAUGCUGAGAGGCCCGUUCCUACAGAGUGGGCAGAAGCAGCGUUGGCAGGACAGGAGAAGCACGCAUCAGACCUCGGAGGAGAGGGAGCGGGUCCCGAAGGCGGCCCCGGAGAGGUUCCUAUCCCUUCACCCCCGGAGGAGAGGGAAGAGCUCUGGAAUAGGGAGCAAAGCCACGAGGUCCAGCAAGGGCUUCUGCCUCUUCCCCCUCCCGGCGCAUCAGAUGAAAAUGCCAGAAGGUCACUGGGGCCAAAGGAUGAAGGCAAAGCCCCCGAGGGUCCAGCUGUGGCUACGGAAAGCAGACAACCUGGGGCCGACCCUAGAGGACAGGAGGCAGCCCCAGAGCCCCCCGAGGGUGCAGAUCCUGGGAACCUUCAGGGAGAGCAACCCGAAGUCUGUGGCUGCAAGCCUGACCCAAAGGGGGAAAAGGACGAGGUUUCACAGCUAACUGGCGAUGUGGAGAGCAACAGCCUUCCCAGCAUGGCCUCAGCACAGCCACUCAGAAAGGAGGCCCCCGGGCACGUGGACAGGCCCGGCUCUCCAUCAGAAGAUGCAGCUUGGAGCUCGGCAGCCUGUGGGAUGAUGGGAGAAGCCCAAGUGGUCCAUGCAUCUGCUUCACUGCACCAGCUCCACGAGCAGGAUCCCAUCCCCCCCUCUGGGCCGGAUGGAGCCGGUAAACAUGUUUUUCCCGAGGGAGCUGUCUGGGAGGGGCCAGGACUGCAGACCAAGUAUCCUGACACCUUUCAGGAUGUGGGGGCAUUGGGAAGAAUGGACCCUCUUCCUGCUUUAGAAUCAGAGAAAUCGGAUUUCCUGUCAACUCCUGCUACAGAGGUCGUCCCCAAAGCCCAGGAGGCGGAGGGCAAAUCUGAAAUAAAGACGAGGAGCCACCCAUCCGCGCAGAGGCUGGGCAGCUGUGAUGCGGCGGGCUCGGUGACACCACCCCACGCCCAUGGGCUGGGGCGUGAUGCAACUGGACAGGAAGUCCACACCGAUGGGCCACCUCCCCCUGAGGAGGAGAACUUGGCAGUGGACUGUGGGCUCACGACCCUCAGCCUGGAGCUGGAUCAGCAGGAAACCCUGUCCUGCCCGGGGGACAGCGGGAUACGAGUGGCUGCAACCGAGAGGCCCUCACUGUGUUCUGAGAACCGUCUCCAGCUGUCCCAAACGGACCCAGAAGCAUCCACCUCCGAAACGCUCAGGGAGAAGUCCCAAUGGUGCGAAAGCGAGAAAGAAACUUCCCCAGGUGAUGCAGAGCUUAAGAACCUGGGUGCAGAUUCUCCCCAAAUCCACACACCUGUGGAACCUCGGGAAGAUGUGAGCUUGCCCACUCAUGGAGCAAAGGAACAGGCUUCUGAAUCAGAACUUCAGAGCGAGCUCCCCAAGGGCAGUCCGUCUGCUGCUCCAAGUUCACCUCCCGGGCACACGGUUCCGGAGAAUCGUACGACAGAGCCGCUGGAGUUGUCAGCACCAAAGAGACCGGAGUUGCCUGCACUAGGGGGGAACGGGCAAGGGGGGGAAUGCAGUGGCAGUCAGCUGUCCGGGGGCCCACCUCCUGCCGCAGACACCUUACAAGACUCUUCUCUUGCAUGUAGCUUGAGCAGAAAGGAAAGUUGCUGUGCUGGACAGGGGCCAAACAAGUCCCAGCAGGAUCUGGUUGAUGGGCGGAAAGCUGGCAGCCAGCAUGAAGAGGCAUGUCUCGGGGAUGCAGGCAUUUCGGAAGCAGCUGACGCUUGGCCCCCGCUCCAGGACUUGGGUGAGACAGAGAAGGCAAGUGGGAACACAGUGGGGGCCCCGCCUUGUCGGCCUGAUUCAGUAGCUCUCCUGAAGGCAGCUCGCUGCCCACCAGCUCCAGCACCUGCCGGCCCCAGAGUCACACCCACCCAGGAGGCCCCAGAGAGAGAGGCCGGGGAUGAAACCCAGGAGGGCAGGCGGCGGUCGGGGUUAGCCCCACACAAGGAAAUGGAGCAUCCCACCGCCACGGAUGCAGAGCCCCAGAAGCUUCUUGAAAGUUUCCCAUCAGCCGAGGAUCAAGGUGCGGGUGGUGGGACGGCUGGGAUUGGUGGGAACGCUGACGGAGGAGACCUGGGGACCCAACGGGCUCCGGGGGAGCCAGGAGAAGCUGCUCGGAGUGGGGGCUUCCUCCCAACAGAGCAGUGCCCCUCCCCUGGGGAGGAAGCUUCUACCUGGGCCCUAGGUGAGCCCUGCCAAGCUGAGCAGCCCUCCGCCAGCUGCCAGGAUGCCUUGCUGCCAGCCAGGGAGCUGGGUGGGAUUCCCAGGAGCGCGGUGGAUAUUUCUGCAGCCCAGGCUGUCCCUGACUCAAAGAGGCUCCUGUCGUCCAGGCCACCAGAAGAGGCUGCCCCUGACACUCCUUACUUGCAUAUGGAGGGUGCUGCCAGGAAAGGGGCAGAAGACAGUGGCGUGGAAGCUGUUUCACCUCAAGGCCUCAGAGCUCCUGGCGAAAGCCCUUGUCCCACACGGGAGCCCCUGCUUGUCUUGGAAAAUGCCUCCUCCACGAAGGUACCGUGUGGCUCCCCUGCCUCCCUCUGGCAACCAGGAGCUGCAGGUGAGGAAAUCUCUGCCGUGCCAGCCAGCAGCGGAAGCCCCCAAGCUGGGACCUUUGAGGGACCUGUGGACUCCAUACCCUACCUGGACAGGGUGCCACUUCUGGCCAAGGGAAAGCAGACCGCAGAGGAACAGAAAGGCUCAAGAACUCCCGGGGCAAGUGCCAAGCCCAGUGAACUUUCGGCACACCUUGCCAGUGAGGGGAGCACAGCAGGUGAUGCAGCAGGGGAGAGAGAGCGCAGUGGGGAGAGGAUGGUAGACCCUUCCAAGGAUCCCAGGAAGGGAGCAUCAGCUGGCGUAGACGCAAGCCCCAGGCAGACCAGUAUGAUCGCUGGGCUCCCUGACUUCAGAGAGCACAUCACCAAGAUCUUUGAGAAGUCUGUGCUUGGAGCCCUGACCGCCGAUCGGCCCCAGAGCACACUGGGAGAAAAGGCAGGAGCUGGGAAGAGUGUGAUGGGCAAGGACCUCGCCACGCCAAGCCCAGAGAAGCUUCCAGAUGGGACUCAAGGAGUGGCCAUCGCCCCUCUCCCCACCACUCCUGCCGGACUCUGCUUACAGUCAAAGGAGGAGAAGCAAGAGCUGACUGUAGAGGCUGAGAUUUCUCGUCUGGGUCCCCAGGAUCCAGCUCCAGAGAAGCUGCCGGGGCCGGCACGGCCAGCUGCAGAGCAGAGCCUGCCAGGGGCCAGCGUGGGGAAGGAAAUGAGUGGGGCUCCACAGAUGCUGACAGAAAGCAAGAAGCCAGAGGGGUCUGGGGAAGGCUGGCCGGGGCUUGGGAGCCAGGCCCUCUCCCAGCAGGAAAGCGGCCGGCAGGAAGCAGCUUCGGGUCUGUCUUCACAGGUGACUUCUCCAGAGAUUCCCGAUGCUGACUUGCAGGUGGCUCCCCAGAGCUGUGGAGAAGGGGACGCAGUUCAAGACGACAGAAUUCCUCCUGGAAAACAGCACCAGGAGACAUCUAGCCGAGACAGUCAACCUAGAGAAGAUGGUGCCCAGGGCUUUUCUCACCCAGGGGCUCUGGGUGACAUGUCGGUGCCCACCUCUGCCCAGGGAGCAUCUUCUCCCCAUGGGAUUGUUCCGACUGUGGCCGAGGCCAUCAGUGAGGCCUGUACCCCAGACACACUUAGGGGUGAGAGGAGGCAUGAAGGUGCUGCUGGGAUCUCGGAAACACAGAACGCCCUGGGCACCCAGAGCACCCUGGAGCCACCAGCUGGGGAAGUGGUGGAUACUCCCCUGGAGCCCGGCUUGGGAGCAGAAGCUGCUAGGGAAGCAGAGGAUGACAUCACUUUGAGCACAGCUGAGACCGGGGCACGUGUGUCUGCCCACCUGCCUGAAGCAGGUACUACGAGAAUGUUCUCUGGUGCGGCUUGUGCCUCGGCUCUGCCAGGAAGCCUUGGGGACCCCAGCUGCUGUGAAGGGGCUCUGAGGAUGGAGGCUGCAACCGCCCCGAGCGGGGACAGCCCGGCCGGGUACCCGCAGGCUGAGGGGCAGCCCGGGCCUGAGCCCCCCACUCCUGCUGGCGACGGGAAGGUGCCUGUCUCCUCACCUGCAGAACCUGACGAGAUUCGGGACCUGAAGCUGCAAAGCCUGGAUCCAGAAGCGCUCGACGCCGAGAGAAAGCGCUCUGGGCCCGGCCCAUCCACCCUACCUUCGGUUCCCGAGGAGGAUGCUCCAACUGUCAUGGGCGAGGUCACUUCAGACAAGACCCGAAGUGCGGGCGGAGCAGAAAGUGCAUCUCAGUUUGGACGGGCCACACUCCAAGCCCUCAACAGUUCCACAUGUUCACCUGUAGUGGAUGAUGUCAUCGAACCAGCUGCCCUUGAAGACCUGGAAAACCCUCUCUUAGCUGCCUUCUCCCCCCACGGUGAUGUCAGCGGCUGGGUGUCCCCGGAUUUGACAGCCCAGAGCACCCACCCAGCUGCUGCCCGUGCGGAUCUCACUCCCCUGGCCUCAGAACACACAUCUCUGCCUUCCGCCCCAGCUGGUGAUGGACACGCAUCUUUGCCUUCCACUCCAGCUGGUGAUGGAGUCGAAGCUUCCAUUCCCUCCUGCCAAGGUCUAGCCAAGGACUUAAGCAGGAGUUCUGACUCUGAAGAAGCAUUUGAGACCCCGGAGUCAACGACCCCCGUCAAAGCUCCACCGGCCCCACCUCCGCCACCCUCUGAAGUCGUUCCAGAACCCGAGGUCAGCGCUCCGCCUCCCCCAGAAGAACCAGGAUGUGGCUCUGAGCCGGUCUGUGUCCCCGAUGGCCCCCACAGCAGCUCGGUGGAAGGAAGUCCUUUCCGUCCUCCGACACAGUCCUUCUCCUCCGUCUUCGAUGAAGACAAGCCGAUAGCCAGCAGCGGGACUUACAACUUGGACUUUGACAACAUCGAGCUGGUGGAUAAUUUUCAGACCUUGGAGCCUCGCUCCUCAGACUCUAAGAAUCAGGAUUGCAAGGUGAGCUCGCGGAGGAAGUCCACGGACUCUGUCCCCAUCUCUAAGUCGACGUUAUCCCGCUCGCUCAGCCUGCAAGCCGGUGACUUUGAUGGUGCUUCUUGCUCAGGCAACCCCGAGGCCGCGGCCCCGGCCCCGGAUGCACAUAGCACGGGUUCGAGCAGUGCUUCCAGUACUCUUAAGCGAACUAAGAAACCGAGGCCACCUUCCUUAAAAAAGAAACAGACCACUAAGAAACCCCCUGAAACCCCCCCAGUGAAAGAGACACAGCAAGAGCCAGCCGAAGAGAGUCCCGACCCCAGCGAGGAGAAUCGAAUCGCCGAGACGAAAACGGAAUCGGCCAAGACGGAAGGUUCUGGACCAGCCUUAUCGGAGGAGGCACCCGUAGAACCUGCUGCUGUGCCCAAGGCUGCCUGCCCUCUGGACUCCGAGGGUGCAGAAGGGGCCAUCCCCCCAGCUUCUGGGGGUGGCAGAGUGCAGAACUCACCCCUCGCUGGAAGGAAAGCAUUGUCUCCUGCCACGGCCCCAGAGGUGGUGGAGGUGUCCCCAUUGGAUACUGGGGGGCAAGAGGACUCCCCAGCCAAAGGCCUCUCAGUGAGGCUGGAGUUUGACUAUUCUGAGGACAAGGGUAGUUGGGACACCCAGCAGGAAAACCCCCCUCCCACCAAAAAGAUAGGCAAAAAGCCGGUUGCCAAAAUGCCCCUAAGGAGGCCAAAGAUGAAAAAAACACCCGAAAAACUCGACAACACUCCUGCCUCGCCUACCAGAUCCCCUGCUGAACCCAAUGACAUCCCUAUCGCUAAAGGUACCUACACCUUUGAUAUUGACAAGUGGGAUGACCCCAAUUUUAACCCUUUUUCUUCCACCUCAAAAAUGCAGGAGUCUCCCAAACUGCCCCAACAGUCAUACAGCUUUGACCCGGACGCCUGUGACGAGUCCACUGAGCCCUUUAAGACAUGCUCUAAGACCCCCAGCUCACCUUCUAAAUCCCCAGCCUCCUUUGAGAUCCCAGCCAGUACCGUCGAAGCCAAUGGAGUGGACGGGGAUGGGCUGAACAAGCCCGCCAAGAAGAAGAAGACGCCCCUCAAGACUGACACAUUUAGGGUGAAAAAGUCGCCAAAACGGUCUCCUCUCUCUGAUCCACCUUCUCAGGACCCCACCCCCGUGACCACGCCGGAAACGCCGCCCGUCAUCUCCGCGGUGGUCCACGCAACCGACGAGGAGAAGCUGGCGGUCACCAACCAGAAGUGGACGUGCAUGACGGUGGACCUGGAGGCCGACAAGCAGGACUACCCGCAGCCCUCGGACCUGUCCACCUUCGUCAACGAGACCAAGUUCAAUUCGCCCACGGAGGAGUUGGAUUACAGAAACUCCUAUGAAAUCGAAUAUAUGGAGAAAAUUGGUUCCUCCUUACCUCAGGACGACGACACCCCGAAGAAGCAGGCCUUGUACCUUAUGUUUGACACUUCUCAGGAGAGCCCGGUCAAGUCUCCCCCCGUCCGGAUGUCGGAGUCCCCGACGCCGUGUUCAGGCUCCAGUUUUGAGGAGACUGAAGCCCUUGUGAACGCCGGGGCAAAGAUCCAGCAUCCCGUUGCACGAGGGCUGGCCCCCAGCCAGGAGCCACACUUGCAGGUGCCAGAGAAAUCCUCCCAGAAAGAGCUGGAGGCCAUGGCCUUGGGCACCGCCUCAGAAGUGAUCGAAAUUACAGCUCCUGAGGGCUCCUUUGCCUCUGCUGAUGCCCUCCUCAGCAGGCUAGCUCAUCCAGCCUCUCUCUGUGGUGCGCUUGACUAUCUGGAACCCGACUUAGCAGAAAAGAACCCCCCAGUAUUUGCUCAGAAACUUCAGGAGGAGUUAGAGUUUGCCAUCAUGCGGAUAGAAGCCCUGAAGCUGGCCAGGCAGAUCACCCUGGCUUCCCGUAGCCGCCAGGACACCAAGAGAGAAGCUGCUCACCCAACAGACGUCACCAUCUCCAAAACAGCCUUGUAUUCCCGCAUCGGGACGGCCGAGGUAGAGAAACCCACAGGCCUUCUGUUCCAGCAGCCUGACCUGGACUCCGCCCUCCAGAUCGCCAGGGCAGAGAUCAUAACCAAGGAGAGAGAGGUCUCGGACUGGAAAGAUAAAUAUGAAGAAAGCAGGCGGGAGGUGAUGGAAAUGAGGAAAAUAGUGGCCGAGUAUGAGAAGACCAUCGCCCAGAUGAUAGAGGAUGAACAGAGGGAGAAGUCAGUUUCCCACCAGACGGUCCAGCAGCUGGUCCUGGAGAAGGAGCAGGCCCUGGCCGACCUGAACUCGGUGGAGAAAUCUCUGGCCGAUCUCUUCAGGAGAUACGAGAAGAUGAAGGAGGUCCUGGAGGGCUUCCGCAAGAAUGAAGAGGUGCUGAAGAAAUGUGCGCAGGAGUACCUGUCCCGAGUAAAGAAGGAAGAGCAGAGGUACCAGGCGCUGAAGGUCCACGCGGAGGAGAAGCUGGACAGGGCCAACGCUGAGAUCGCCCAGGUCCGGGGCAAGGCCCAGCAGGAACAGGCUGCGUACCAGGCAAGCCUGCGGAAGGAGCAGCUUCGAGUGGACGCUCUGGAAAGAACGCUGGAGCAGAAGAAUAAAGAGAUAGAAGAACUCACCAAGAUUUGUGAUGAACUGAUUGCCAAAAUGGGGAAAAGCUAACUUUGAACCAAAUGUUUGGACUUUGACCAUUGCGUGCAAUAUGACCGUCGGCACACUGCUGUCCCUCUGGUUAUGUGGACAGGUUCUGUUUUCACUUUUUCGUAUGCACUACUGUAUUUCCUUUCUAAAUAAAGUUGAUUUGAUUAUAUGCAGUACUAAGGAGACUAUCAGAAUUUCUUGCUAUUGGUUUGCAUUUUCCUAGUAUAAUUCAUAGCAAGUUGACCUCAGAGUUCCUGUAUCAGGGAGAUUGUCCGAUUCUCUAAUAAAAGACAAAUCGCUGACCUUGGCCUUGCCCUUUGUACAUGAGUUUCCAGGGUGAGCGGCUUUUGGAUUUAAUAUGAUCAUGUACAGCUUGCAAAGGGACUCUUGCCUUAAGGAGUGUAAACUUGAUCUGCAUUUGCUGAUUUGUUUAAAAAAAAAAAGAAAAUGCAUGUUUCAAAUAAAAUUCUCUAUUGUAAAUAAAUUUUUUUCUUUGGAUCUUGGCAAUAA
This is a messenger RNA of Lagenorhynchus albirostris (white-beaked dolphin), 9664 nucleotides long. It is a transcript of the gene TACC2, whose product is annotated as transforming acidic coiled-coil containing protein 2. The record is from RefSeq and is a predicted model, not a curated record. The coding region runs from base 194 to 9175 and encodes 2993 amino acids. Gene Ontology annotation, biological process: cerebral cortex development; mitotic spindle organization; cell population proliferation. The transcript is spliced from 25 exons. Gene Ontology annotation, cellular component: cytoplasm. Lineage: Eukaryota; Metazoa; Chordata; Mammalia; Artiodactyla; Delphinidae.